Messenger RNA from Frieseomelitta varia, 4819 nucleotides. It is a transcript of the gene put, whose product is annotated as activin receptor type-2A. The record is from RefSeq and is a predicted model, not a curated record. The coding region runs from base 572 to 2221 and encodes 549 amino acids. Lineage: Eukaryota; Metazoa; Arthropoda; Insecta; Hymenoptera; Apidae. Gene Ontology annotation, molecular function: ATP binding; activin receptor activity; metal ion binding. The transcript has 10 exons. Gene Ontology annotation, biological process: cellular response to growth factor stimulus; protein phosphorylation; activin receptor signaling pathway. Gene Ontology annotation, cellular component: activin receptor complex; plasma membrane.
GCGAUCCAUUAGUUUAUGAUUAAUCUGCGAUGCAUCUGGCAUGUAGCUUUAUAUCCUCUCAAGCUUAGUUGAUUUUUGUCAAUUUUUCUGAACUGUGUUACGUCCAACGUGUACUCAAACCUUGAAAAUUUGUUUGUUCAUUCUCCGAAUUAAAUACGGCGAUCUUAAAGUAACAAGAAGUGUUUUAGUGGCAAAAAUAAUGACAUAAAUCCAUGGUGUGCGCGUUCCGACAUAAACGUGGGAGAGGAGAGGAAGAGAGAUGUGUUGGUGGAUGAAUUACUACAAUUUGCUUAAUAGCUAAUAGACUCGGUUUCUUCGUCUUUUCUUUUUUUUUUUUUCAAUUUGUUUAAGCUUUGAUAUACUCGAAUGGGAAAGAAUGGUGUCGUAGACGAUCGAAUUUGUGAAAGAGGUGUACACGAUGGUGUGGAUUACGUAGAAAUAACCCAGAUGUGACGGCUAAGCGCGAAUCCCGGACCUUGCGCACCAAAGUGCGGCGCUUUAGCCACGAUCGUGAACAACCGUGCGUUUAGACUUGAAAAAUUUCUGGUAUGCUUUUCAUGAUUUGUUCACGAUGUUCUUACAUGUGACGAUACUGCCAUAUCUCACCGUAGGAUUGUUAGGAGUUACAUUAGGACACGAUGUUAAAGGUUCAUCAGUUUGUGAAUUUUACAAUGAAACGAUGUGUGCAGAAUCCCAGCAGGGAUGCUCGGGAAGAGAAGAAUGUGGGCAACAUGAUCCAGGAAAAAGAAAUCAUUGCUAUGUAUUGUGGCAGAUUGACAAUGUUACUAAAAAAUCUAUAAUUAAAUUAAAGGGAUGCUUCCUGGAUAGCAAUGAUUGUUAUGACAAGCCACACUGUAUUGAAAACAGUGCAGAAAGAAAAAAGGAAUUAUUUUUCUGUUGUUGCGAUGGUAAUAUGUGCAAUCAGAAUUUCACAUGGGAGCCUCACCCAACUUCUUCUUCUAAACCUGUUCAAACUUCUGUCUUUCAUGAAUUGGAACCCGUUCCAAAUACAGAGCAACAAAUAAUAACACUUGUUUUGUCAAUAUCGAUACCUAUGCUCUUACUUGUUAUUAUAUUGCCAUUCUUAUAUUGGUGUUACCGACGUCGGAAGUCGGGAUAUUUCAACGAGGUUUGGAAGGCAUAUGUACCAACACUAGAACCUCUGCCAUUACCGCAACCCUCUCCUAAUUUGGGUUUGCGUCCGAUACAAUUGCUUGAAAUAAAAGCUCGUGGUCGUUUUGGAGCUGUAUGGAAAGCUCAGUUGAAAAGUGAAAUUGUUGCUGUUAAAGUAUUUCCAAUACAAGAUAAACAAUCCUGGCAAACUGAACAAGAAAUUUUUAAACUUGCUCACAUGGAUCAUGAAGAUAUCUUACGUUUCAUAGGCGUUGAAAAGAGGGGUGACAAUUUACAAGCUGAAUUCUGGUUAAUCACUGCAUACCAUGAGAAAGGUUCAUUGUGUGAUUAUUUGAAGGCAAAUGUUGUUACAUGGCCUGAGAUGUGUAGAAUAGCAGAAUCUAUGGCAAGGGGCCUGAUGCACUUGCAUGAAGAAAUUCCAGCCAAUAAAGCAGAUGGAUACAAACCUGCUGUGGCUCAUAGAGAUUUUAAGUCAAAAAAUGUUUUGCUUAAAGCUGAUAUGAGUGCUUGUAUAGCAGAUUUUGGUUUAGCACUAAUAUUUCAUCCUGGGAAACCUUGUGGAGAUACCCAUGGACAGGUUGGAACAAGAAGAUAUAUGGCUCCAGAAGUUUUAGAAGGAGCAAUUAAUUUCACAAGAGAUUCAUUUUUACGAAUCGACAUGUACGCCUGUGGUUUGGUGCUCUGGGAAUUAGCUUCGCGAUGCACAGUGCAAGAUGGACCAAUUGGGGAAUAUAGAUUACCAUUUGAGGAUGAAGUAGGUCUUCAUCCCACUUUGGAAGAUAUGCAAGAAAGUGUUGUGCAUAAAAAAGAAAGGCCAAUUAUUUUAGAAACAUGGCGUAAACAUCCCGGACUACAAUCAAUAUGUGACACAAUGGAAGAGUGCUGGGAUCAUGAUGCUGAAGCACGUCUUUCAGCUUCUUGUGUAAUGGAAAGAGUUGCUACAUUGAGUAGGACGCUUGUUUUAAAUUCAUCGACGUUAAUACGAGUUGAUAAUACCAACGAGACUAUUACCACUAAGGAGUCUACAGCACACAGUUUUCUCAAGGAAAGUGAUUCUCUAAUUAUUACAUACAUGACCCAGCUUUGAAGUAAGUCUUGCAUCCAGUACAUUCACGGUGGAUAUGUAAGAGAGGUUACAUAAUUAUAUUGAAUAUAUAAUUAUUAUCUAUUAUUUAUAUGCUGAAAAUAGUAAAGGAAACGGAGCAUCUUGCUUGGACCAAUUUUUUACAAUAUAUAUAAUUUUUUAUGAUGUAUAUCAUUUAGUUAAAGAAUAUUUUCACUAGAUUCAGUAUUCAAUAUUUUAGAUAAUAUUGCUUUUUACAUUAUAAUUUCUUCCAAGUUUAUUAUAUUGAAGACUGUGUACAACAAGGUUGCACAAUUUUUGAACUUUUAUUCAUUCUAUAAUGAUAAUUAUAACUACAAUAUAAAACUAUUUUUUAAAAAAUAAUGGUUAUUCAAGAUGCACGUUUCGAACGGUUCAUUUAUAUAUUUAAAUAAUGAUUUGAAUGUUCUAAACAAAUGAUUUCUUUUACUUGCUCUGAAUUAUUUUAAUUAAAAGGAAACAAAGUUGUAUUACAAAUCAAAUCUAUGCUAUAAUCUUUCAUUUUGUGAAUAGUCAAAUCUUUGGGCUUAAUGAAAGUUGAUGCAAUCAAGAUCGCAUUAUACAAACUGUGAUAAUAAGUAUGAGAUUUAAGUAUUGUAAUAAUAAAUAAGGUCUAUCUAUUUCAAACAUUUCCCAUAAUUCACAAUUAUAAUUUCUCAGAGCAAGUAGAAGAUAAACAGAUUGUUUGAUACUGGAUUUUAGCAGUGCCAAAAAUAUAUGCACACAUUAUAGCUUCAUCUUUGUAUAUUAAUUUGUAGCUAGAUAAGAAACUGAAAUCGGUAACAUGUACCUAUUAAUAUUUAACAUACGAUGUUAUAAAUAGAAAAUUAACCUAUAAUUGAUUAUGUAGUAUUUUUUUUAUUUUAUUUUAUGAAGAAAGAAGUUUCUGUAUAAUAUUCAUCUUUGCAAUAUAAUUAGGGUAAUAUUAAAUGAUCAAAUGAAUUAUAAUUUGUUUAACAGUUAUACCAUUUAUCACACAAUUUCAUUAGUGAAAAUCAAUUAUGGGUUAAUUACUACAUUAGAAUUUAAUAAAUUUUUGGACUUUUACAUAUCGAAAAGCAGAUGACUGCAUUCAUGGAGAAAUUUUUUAUUUGAUAUAUGCUGUAUAUGCUGCGAAUUUUGUUUGUAAAAAUUGUGUAAUAGGAAUGUUCUAAUCUUACACAUCAUUGCUAAUUGUUAUAUAAUUAUGUAAUUCAAUAAUAUCUUUGUGUAAAAAGUUAGGAAGCAAUGCAUUUGACACAGAAAUCAGUCUGUUCACAUAAUAUGAAUAAAACGAUUAAUCGAUAAUAAAGAAAAAGCGAAUAAUGUUUACAAUUUUAUGCUGUUAAGCAUGUACUAAUUUUAAGGGAGUGCAAUGAUGAAGUAAUAUUUUGAAACACCUUGUAUAUAAAUAGAUAAUCAUAGACAUGCAUACAGUGCAUUACAUUAAAUUGUUUAUCUUUUAUUGAAUCAUCCCAUGAAUAUAUACAGAAGUUAGGUUUAAUACUGACAGUACCGCAAUGGCAUUCCAGUCUAUAUUGUAUAUUAAUGUAAAUUAAUAUUAUGAUUUCAGACUUUUAGAAAUUCUUGAUGUCGUCACAUCUCAAUAUAAAUUAAGAAAUUUAUUCUUAAUAUUUUGUUAUUUAAAUUAUUUUUUUGUUAUCUGGUUAAUAUUUUUGAAUUUAUUAUCUAAUUCUACAUAAAAUUACUAAAAAAUGUUAUAAAACAUUUGAAAAAUUAUCAUACUUCAUGACAAUUUUUAUUUAAAUAAUGUUGAUUUUAUCAUUUAAUUAUACACUCAUUAGCCCAAUGCAGAAGUUUCUUCAUCUUUAAAUAUCUAUUAAAAUCAUAUUUGUAAACGUCUUUUGUAGUAUUAAAAUGUCAAAAUACUUCCGAUACCGUAAUUCGUUUCAUAUUAUAAAUGGCAUACACAUGUCAUUUAAUUCUAAAUCUGCUUUUAGUAUUGUUGUUACUACUAAUAUAUAAUUGUGAGUAAUUCAUUGCAUAAUACAUUUUUGAAACACUCUAUUUCAUUAUGUAUUUUUUUAUUUGAAUUACAUUGUAUUAUAAAUAAACUAAUCAGACAUUUAUAUCUGUAUUCAGUUUAAGAUAGCAAAAAUUGUAAAUAGAAUUUAGUAAAACGUAAUUUUUAGAAAUAAGAUCAUUAAAGAAAAAAGUAAUUUCUUAUAAUUUAAGUAUAAUAUGACUCAUAGCAAUAGAAUGUUCCUAUGCACAUUGAAUGUAACUGUUUUCAAAAUCAUAUUAUGUAGUAACAGAUUUUUGUAACGUUGGCCUGACAAAUUUUUAUACAGAACAAAAUGUUAUUUCGUGCGAUGAACGAAGUAACAGAUGAAAUAUAUCAAUUCUAACAAAAAAUAAUUUUCACAAAAUUGUAUGCAAGGAGUGUUAAUUAUAGAAAAAGUUCCUCAGAAUAUGAAACGAUCAUGGUAUCGAUCAUAGACAUUAACAUUAUAGGAGAGGGAAUAAAAAAAAGCGGUGCUUGGAAAAAUAAUAUAAUGUAACAUUCUUUAAUAUCUAAACAUGUAGAUAACUUCGCCUUUGUUUUAUAAUAAACUAGCGUUAUUAAUGUGUUAGGAAUGAAAA